Molecule: messenger RNA, 1008 nt
Organism: Triticum aestivum (bread wheat)
Lineage: Eukaryota; Viridiplantae; Streptophyta; Magnoliopsida; Poales; Poaceae
Product: cytochrome c oxidase assembly protein COX19
Exons: 5
Coding region: 211-531 (106 amino acids)
Source: RefSeq, a predicted model, not a curated record
UUAGCUAGCCCAGCCCAUUUUGUUAGCCCCCUUUCCGAUCGAGAAGCCUCUCGCUCUCCUCCUUCGCUGGCCGGCUUCAUCCAUCCGCCCGCGCCCGCGCCGUCCCUCGCUCCGGCGUGAAGAGUUCUCAAGGGAACCGCGCAGACUCCACCAUUUGUUGGUGCUUUGCAAGCGCCGGCAUCAACAUCUGGAUCCUGAAGUGCUUGGGAAAUGAGUGCGGGCGGCGCGUUUGGUGGAAACAGGGGAGCGAGGCCUGUACCUCCUGAAAAAGGUGUAUUCCCCCUCGAUCACUUGCAUGAGUGCGACCUGGAGAAGAAGGACUAUCUUGCUUGCCUGAAGUCUACUGGAGCUCAGUCUGAAAACUGUCGGAUGUUCUCGAAGAAAUACUUGGAAUGUAGGAUGGAGAGGAACCUGAUGGCAAAGCAGGAUAUGUCGGAGCUUGGGUUCAGUAACACAGACGUUGUGGUUACACCUUCCGAGAAGAACAGCAAACUGGAGAGCCCAACAAGUGAUUCAAAAGAGAAGAAAUAGCUGUUCAAUUCGCAAGUUCCUUAUCUGACGGUUAACAUCAUUCGGUACUUCAACACAAGUUUUGGGAAGCACUGCCUCCAGAAAUUAAGGAGUACCUCCAUCUUAAGGGCAAAAUGGUAACCAUGAGAGUAUGUAAUUCCUUGGAUUAAGAUUAAACAAAAAAGAAAAAUAACUUACUUACUAGUGUUGUUGAACCUAAUAAUCAUGAGUUGCGGAGGUGACCAGACCACCGACAGGCUCGAGAGCGUUCCUAAAAUCAGCACCUUCAUGGUUGAUUGUUUUUUUUUAAGAAAUAUCUAAAUUUCCUAUGGCAUGUAUUUUCAUCGGCAUAAUAAAGUCUGGUAGAAACUGAUGGUAACCCCUAAACAAUGACACGAUAAUACGGCAGGCCACCAUGCCUCUUCAUGGUGGCUGGUACUGGAAUUGAUGUGCUAACUGCUUAUAAUUUUGUAUCGAGGAAACAUGUUAUCCGUGGUC